Messenger RNA from Meloidogyne enterolobii, 369 nucleotides. NCBI's taxonomy places the organism in Eukaryota, Metazoa, Nematoda, Chromadorea, Rhabditida, Meloidogynidae. The record is from the annotation of a GenBank genome assembly.
UUUUUUAUAUUUAUUUUUGCUUGUUUCUAAUUAAAAUUUGUUUCAAAAAUGAGUAGAGGAGGUAGAGGGGCUUCCACAAGCGGUGUUCGUGCAAUUGCUAAUGUUCUCGGAAUAAGCAGACAAGAUGUUAGUCAAUAUAAUGCUCAACAAGUUCGAAAUGAGCCUUUGCCUUUAUAUCCACCAUUAGAUAAAACCCCCUUGCCUUUAGAAGAAACAAAAGAACUCGCUUUUAUGGUUGAUACAAAACAAGAAUUUUUAAAUCGUUUUCGAGAAUCUCCUUUUUAUUCGAAAAAAACUGGAAAGAGGGAUGUGAGAAGGUACACGGACAAAUACAGAUUGAUGGAUAAGGAAACUUUUGAACCUCGUUAG